UGGUGUUUCCGCCCAAGCAAAAUGAAGAUCAGAUGGACAAUUAAUGACUCCAUUAUUGGCAUAGGAAGGAACCAAGCGAGUCGGUUUUUGUUUUUAUUUAUCAGUAUUUUAUUUAUUUGUUUAGUGUCUUCGAUAAAAAGUAAACUCUAUUUAUGGGAUUUGUCUAUCUAAUAGUAUUUUAAUAGUAUCUUAAAUAUUUUUCUUUCGUUUGACACGUUUAUCUCUUUAGAAGUAUUUUAAGUAGUCGGUAUCUUAUUCACCCCGUUGGUUUUGGUUUCCUUCUAGUCAUAUAUCCUGAAACGUAAUUUUGAAAUUGUGAACAUACCUUUAUUCGAUUACCGUUCUGCAUAUUUUAUUUUAUAUACAGCGUAAACAAGCAAAAGAUCUGUAAAACAGAAGGUUUUCUCUUUUUUUUUUCGGAUAUGCUGACCAAUCCAUUCCUUCCUAUCUCCGCUACUGAGAUUUUUAUGCAUUUUUGUUCGCUUCCAGACAAGUCUUAAUUACAAGUUUUGACUUUAUUGACGUGGAAUAAAUUAAACAGACCCCUAGGUUACUCGUUGCAUUUUGCAUAACGCUAUAAUCCAUUUUUUUCGCUUUUGACUGCAUAGGGAUUUGCUAGACAUCUCGGGUUAAAUUUUUGUCUUAGUCACUUUAAGGAUUUGAGGUAAAAAGUACUCGCUUGCUAGCCUGAGGCGUUUUCUUUGAUCUUUUUCUUGUUAUACAGUAUUUUGUUAUUUCCCUUUCAAGGAUGGAAAUUUGUGAUAAUCUUAAAUACGGCAUUUACAUGUGAAUUACUGCACCUGCCUACUUUGUAUUAUUGUCGGAUCAUCUCCCAACAGAUAAAACAAGGACUCGGUAGAGAAAAACGGGAUUUCUCCUUGAAACAUUAGUUUUUGUUUUCGUUUAAACCAAAGAGAGGAAGGAAAUGAUCAUUUAAUUAUUAUCCAAAAGGACAAACAAGAUGAAGUUAAAGAACGUCCAUGUUUAUAUCUUCUUAUUAUUAAAGAUUCUUUCUCUAACCGAUGACUUUUGCUGUAGUUAUCAAACUUUAAUUAAUACGGCAAAUGAUGGUAGCGUUAAGAGGAAGGAAUCAAAGCAUGUCUUCCCAUGGUGUUUAAAUGCUCCUUAAUUUUUCUGGUUACAGUUUUCCGCUCAAUCCCCCGGCCUAAACAAACAAACAGCUAUAGCGCAUAAUUCGCCUUCCAAAGAUAAAUAAACGGAGACCGAUUGAAAAAUUAUGAAACGGAGCUUGAUUGUGUAUUGGGUGACGUUGUUUUCACUUAGGAUUAUUUCAAGUGUGAGAACGUUUGCCUUUCAAAACGUCGCGCUAUUUCGUUUAUUUUCGGCUUUAGAAACGCGACAGUGAGAUAUUCCAAAGGUGUGGAAAUGGUAAAAUAACAAAAGGACACAAAGCUCAGCCAAUAGGAUUUCAGACGAUGCUGGUGUACAUGGAAGUAAAGUUUGAAUUAGCAUAACCCAUCAGUCAGUAUGGAAACAAGUUUCACAAGCGGCUGAUGUUUCCCUUUAUGAUCUGUCCCUUGGCUCUUUACAGGGAAUUCACACUUACUAUCAACACUAUACAACUUGUAUUCACAAGGCUUUCUUCUGCUUUACUUGGGACAAUUUUCCAUCGACUAAUAUUUAUGCGUACCUGAAGCGAUACGAGACUUUGUACGCUUAAUGGGGCCUUUAAGCGAGACCGAAGUCUUUGGCUUCUCCUUGUGUUUAUUUUUUAUGACUUUGGCCGCUGUGGUGAUGAAUUUCUUGGUCUGCUUGGUCGUCUACCGGAGUAAGGAGCUUCGCCGACACAUCUCAAGCGUUUUUAUUGUAAACCUUGCAGUUUGUGACUUCAUGAUGUCGAUUUUUGCGAUGCCGUAUUCGUUUGGAGCUGUUGUGGUUAAUCACUGGCCAUUUGGUAACUUUUGGUGUCAGACAACGGGAUUUUGGAACUUGGUUCUGAGCCUUGCUGCGGUGUUAACGCUCGCAACCAUUUCUAUCGAUCGCUAUAUUGCUGUGAUCAAACCCCUUCAGUAUCGCGCUAAGAUGACUCUUCAGUGGGCUCUGGUCAUGAUCGUUUUCGUCUGGAUUCAGGCGACCGUUUUUGCCAUCGCGCCAAUUGGACUGGGCUGGUACGAGUUUAACUCGCACUACUUUUUCUGCACAUUCCCAUCCGAACUUCAAACCGUUGAAUACAUUGCCUUCAAGGUAUUGACUUAUACGGCCAAUGUUGGCGUGUCAUUGCUUAUAUUACUUUCGACUUACUACAAGAUAUUUGGAGUUGCUAAGCUUCAUUCCCGUCGUAUUGGACACGCGGUUAUUAGCACUGUACACUUUGCUCCAGGAGUUCGGGGCGCCAUGUCCACGGAGUCGAGUCGUCAAAGAGAGUUUAAAGCCGCCCGCAAAAUCCUAUUCGUAAUAGGAGCGUUUGUGUGUUGCGUGGCACCUUACACUACGAUACGACUUAUCGAGUUAGUGAAGGGAUACCAGCCCUUAUCGCACCGUCUGACUAUUGCGUUUAGCUGGGUGGCGUAUCUUAAAAGCGCUAUUGACCCCUUUAUCUAUGGCUUGCUUCAAAGACGAUUCAGGCGCGCGCUCUUUGAGCUGUUUGUUGGUCCUCAGCGCGCUCGAAUGGCGCGAAACUCGCUGCCUUGUGGCCCGAUACGACUCAGUGUGCGCGCUAAAAGGCAGUCGUCCCAAAGCGAAACCUGGACGGCCGGACUGAACAUCGUUAAAAGUUCUUCGUUAGAUAGUUGAUUGCGCAGUACUAAGGUGUUACCCAACCCUUAUGAAUGAAAAUAACAUUAGACUGUAUUUACAAGGGCGAAAAAGAGAAGCUAGUUUUUUUACACAUUAAAGGCAUCAUUCAACCAAUAAAGAAAUGAUAUUUCAUUUUUCUCGGUAUUUGAGAAACAUUUCUUUCACUUAAGGAUACUUUGCCCAUGAAACCUUAAGAUUUCCUCGCGAGGUUUAGUCAGCUGUUCCCUUUGCUUCUCGAUUUUGUACAAAUUGUACCGAAGAAAAUAGAAACUGUAUAUUUUUGUAGACAUCCAAUGUCGUAGUAAAAGCUUGAUUGCUA
Molecule: messenger RNA, 3076 nt
Organism: Nematostella vectensis (starlet sea anemone)
Lineage: Eukaryota; Metazoa; Cnidaria; Anthozoa; Actiniaria; Edwardsiidae
Product: G-protein coupled receptor 26
Exons: 2
Coding region: 1681-2754 (357 amino acids)
Biological process (GO): adenylate cyclase-activating G protein-coupled receptor signaling pathway
Cellular component (GO): membrane
Molecular function (GO): G protein-coupled receptor activity
Source: RefSeq, a predicted model, not a curated record